This is a messenger RNA of Tribolium castaneum (red flour beetle), 1777 nucleotides long. Its product is annotated as reticulon-4-interacting protein 1 homolog, mitochondrial. The transcript has 7 exons. Gene Ontology annotation, molecular function: oxidoreductase activity. The record is from RefSeq and is a predicted model, not a curated record. NCBI's taxonomy places the organism in Eukaryota, Metazoa, Arthropoda, Insecta, Coleoptera, Tenebrionidae. Gene Ontology annotation, cellular component: mitochondrion. Bases 93 to 1562 code for a protein of 489 amino acids.
AACUGGUUUUUUAUCUUUUACAAAAUUAGCAUGACAAUUACAUAACAUUUAAUAGGUUUUGUUUAUUUUUUUUCCACAAAUCAUGCUUUAAAAUGGACGAAGUCCUGUUCCGCGGCUCCCAAAAAAUCGAAAAUUUACAGGUUCAACUCAGCUUAGCUGCAAUCAAUAGCAAAGAAAUCCUCCACCAGUAUUCCCAGCAAAGCAAGACUGCACUUUUACAAGCAUGGAACAGUUCUUAUACACAACAAGCCAAAGCAAGUUUACGCGAAUUAUGGCAAUAUUUCGUCGAUUUAGGCGAAAGGGUGCAAACAAACCUUUUGGAGCACCUUGACCCCGAGAAACUCUACUACAAUUUGGUUAAAGUGCUUUGGAAAAAAUGGACAAAAAGGGACUUUUGCUUUCUGUGUGCAGGUUUUAUCUGUGGAAGCAUUGUAGGCGUAGUUUUUGCAAUCUCUAUUAAGAAGAAAGAGUCAGUAAUACGGUACAUGCAAGCAGUCCAGUGUACAAAUUAUUUAGGUAUUGAGUCAGCUACUGUUGUUGAAAACGCUAGAGCCCCCGAUGUUUGUAGGGAAAACGAUGUUAUAAUUAGCGUAAAAGCGGCCUCAAUUCACGUAAUUGAUGCACAAAUCUGUAGCGGUUACGGCCGGACGUUGCGUAAAAUCCUCCAAAAAAUAUACAAUAAGCAUUCGAAGAAGGGAUUACCGGUGACUUUGGGGCGCGAUUGUGCAGGAAUUAUCUCAGACAUAGGCUCAAACGUAAAAAGACUAGAAGUAGGGGAUGAAGUCUGGCUAACAGUCCCGUUCUGGGACGUAGGAACUCUGUCCCAAAGUGUGAUUGUGCCAGAAUUCCGGAUAGGUCGUAAGCCAAAAAACAUAGGAUAUGAGGGUGCUUGUAGUCUUCCAUAUGCAGGGACUGUGGCAUUAAAUGCACUUAAAGAAGUUGACAUCAGCCAAGAAAAUGCACAAGACAAGAAGGUUUUGAUUAUAGGGGGGUGCACCCCCGUAGGCUGCGUUUUGAUCCAGAUUUUAGCCCACUGGAGUGCUAAUGUCACCACCACUUGUACCAAAAGAGCAGUGCCAGUGGCCAAAGCCCUGGGGGCUGACGAUAUUAUCAUUUUUCCACCGGAAGAUAAUGACAAAUCUAACGAAGGUGUGGCUGCAUUUUUGAAAGAACUCGAAUUGCGCGAUAAAUUUGAUUGUAUCAUCAUGACAAGAAGUUGCGAUUUGAAAAUAAAGGAGCUCGAUUUUUUUUCGCAAAAGGGGAUCGUGUCCACGUUGCCGGAAGAACGCCAAUCUGACUCUUGUGGUUUCCUUGGGGAAACUUUACUGGGGACUUACAUUUAUCUAAAGUCAAUAAUUGAGAAAAUUUUGGGGCUCUCCCUGAACGAUUACGAUGAAGGCCAUAUGUGUUAUGUAACCUUGGAUGAAUUGUCUGAAAUGGUCGAAAAUGGGUUUCUUCAGACAGUUGUUGAUAAAGUCUUUCAUCCCCAAGAUAUCGAAAUUGCCUUGAAUCAUAUUCAGUCAGAUGAUUCCAUAGGCAGCACUGUCAUCACUUUUAGGUAAAAUUUAUUUUAGACAAACUGGAGAUUGUUUAGUACAAAGUAAUUGUAAUAAAGUGGUAAUAACUGUCGUAAAACAAAUUUUAGUAAGUAUGGCAUACAUUAUGAAUUAACAUUUCCUACAAAACUGUGCCUUUUUGUACUGCCAGUAAUAAUUUAUUUAAGACUUAUUGUUUAUAAAUGGAUGUAUGACAUAAUAAAUCAGUUGUUAGCAAUAUU